This is a messenger RNA of Selaginella moellendorffii, 2381 nucleotides long. RefSeq names its product probable sugar phosphate/phosphate translocator At3g14410. Gene Ontology annotation, cellular component: endosome; Golgi apparatus; trans-Golgi network. The record is from RefSeq and is a predicted model, not a curated record. Gene Ontology annotation, molecular function: antiporter activity. The transcript has 11 exons. The coding region runs from base 8 to 1015 and encodes 335 amino acids. Lineage: Eukaryota; Viridiplantae; Streptophyta; Lycopodiopsida; Selaginellales; Selaginellaceae.
GUUUGGGAUGGAGAAGGUUGCUUUGGCGCCUCACGAGGCGCCGGCGAUGCAGCGGAAGAGGAUCGCAUUCGCGAGCUACAUGUACAUUCUUCUCUACAUUGUGAUUUCCAGCGGCCAGAUCUUCUUCAACAAGUGGCUGCUGUCUUCCAACCAUUUCAAUUUCCCAUUCCCGGUGUCUCUCACGCUCAUACACAUGGUGUUCUCAUCGGUGCUUUGCUUCGUUGUGAUCCAUGUCUUUAAGCUAGUGCCCCUGCCUCAAGGAAUGACUUUGGAAAUAUACGCUACCUCGGUUUUUCCCAUCGGAGCAAUGUUUGCGAUGACUUUGUGGCUCGGGAACUCGGCCUACCUUUAUAUCUCCGUUGCUUUUGCUCAGAUGCUGAAAGCCAUAAUGCCCGUUUCCGUUUUUCUCCUUGGAGCCGCAUUUGGUCUUGAAAGUCUUACUCUUCGCAUGAUGUUCAUCAUGUCGGUAAUAAGCUUCGGUGUGCUGGUUGCAUCUUACGGCGAGAUCAACUUCAACUGGAUUGGAGUGAUUUAUCAGCUUGGCGGGGUUGUCGGGGAGUCAAUGCGGCUCAUACUGAUCGAGAUCAUGCUGAAGAGGAAGGGAUUGAAGCUAGAUCCUCUCACGAUGAUGUACUACGUGAGUCCUUGCAGCGCGUUUUGCCUCUUCAUACCCUGGUUGUUGCUAGAGAAGCCGAAGAUGGACAGCUCAACGCACUGGAACUUUGAUGCCGUUGUUGUGUCUCUCAACGCCCUGUGCACCUUUGCGCUCAACAUCUCCGUGUUUCUGGUGAUAUCGUCUACGAGCGCGCUCACUAUCCGUGUGGCUGGCGUUGUGAGAGAUUGGAUAGUUGUGCUGGUCUCUGGACUAGUAUUCCUUGACACGACACUUACUCCCAUCAACAUCAUUGGCUAUGUCAUCGCUAUCUUUGGCGUUGUAAUGUACAACAAACACAAACUCAAACCAGUACAGGCAGCCUCGCAAGAGGAAUUACUUCCAGUGUUACAAGGAAAGUGAACACGACUAUAUUCAAGGCAAGGAAAACACAAACAACAGCGCAAAAAGAGAGCGAAAGAAGAGUGAGAGGUAUCAUUUCUAAUGCCUGCUCUGCUUUAGGAAUGACCUCAAUUGCGGCUUUAUUUUCUCUUUCUUUUGCUCCCUGUUGUGCACAAGUAGGGUGAAUGUUGCCGUUGUCAUGAAGAAUCCGAUCAUCGUUGUCGUCUUUUAGUAACUCGAAGGUACGGUGUCGGUGCUCAACUUGCUCGCGGAAACUACUGAAAUUGUGUGCUUGCAGGGACUUGCGCGUUGGUUGUCUUUUAGGAAAGCAUUUUUUAGCCGGAACUGCAAGCGAUUAAACUAAUAUCCUGAAGGUGCUUGUUUUUCUCUCGGCUUGCCUUUCGAAGGGCCGGACGCUGCAACCAGAUCAAAUGUGCACUUUGGUGGUCUGUAUCUAUAAGGAGGACACAAAGGAAACAACCACAGUCAAGGACAAUAGCGGCUCCAAACUCUCAAGAAAGCAUUGUACCGAGUGAGCGUGGAGUCCAGCUCUGUGCAAGCCACAACACCAAGAUAAGUCGAAAAAGGACGACGGAAGAAGGAAUGCUGUUACGAUGCUCAAGAGGGGGUGCUCUGCAAGCAAACUUUUGGAGAGAUUUCCUUAUAUUGGGAAGAUCCCGCUUGUUGGUCCCUGACACAAGAAUGUGGUGGACGGUCAAGCAGGAUCUAAGCAGUGAUCUUCUCGCAUUUUAGAGCGCUGCAGCACGCAGAGAUCUCUUAUGUGGACGGAGAGAAGCCACAGAGGUAUCCGGAGGUACAAAGGCAAGGCUUUGCUGGAAAUGGUCGAAGAUACGAAAGAAGUGCGCCAAAAGCCCAGAGUUUUCCGCUACCUCAGGCAAGUAACCGACAGGCAGCCUUUCUCUUUUGACGCUGGCGUCCCUUCCAUUUCGCAUUAAAGUCUGAGAGAUGCUUGUUGGCCGGGGUGAUUCCAGGAUUUUCUCAGCGCCUUAAGUUACUCCCUGGGGAUUGAAAUGGAUUGAGAGCAACUUGGCGACGAGAAAUCAAAUCAAACGAGCGACAGGGUCGGCAGGAACGCAGGGAUGUCUGAUCUGAUGGCCCUGGGCUGCUGCUCCAAAGGUACUUGGAGCUCGCUCCUCUCACUUUCACUUUCCCUCUCUCUCUCUUCUACACCAUUUCCCAUACGCGCUAGAAAACUCUCUCCUUUUCCGCCUUGCGUGCGUGGAAUCAGAGGAGAAAAGAGGAAUGGGGGCCCCGAGGAGGGACCGACGAGUCCCCGCCCUCCACAGUGGAAGAAAAAGAAAGGCAUUGUUUUUGGUGACAACGACACUAAUCACCAAGUACAAUAAUGAAAGGCAAUUCUUCCAUC